UGAAGAACACGCCAGAGCGAGGAGCUGCUGGGCGCACAUAUCUCGCGAACAGCACCCAGAAACCACAGCGCGACGCUGCCACGGCACGCUCUGACGCUCGCUCGCUCGCAUGAGUCCCAUCCCAGGCCGCGAAUGCGGUGCCAAAGCAACGAGCAAGCAAACAGGCAGUUUCGACUUUCGAUUGGGCGAAGCGCGUGGAAAAUCCACCGCGCCAACGACACCAGAGCGGCGUCGGAUCGUGGCCUCGUGCAGCGGCAUCCGCAGCCUCAGCCGCAGCAGGAAUAAUGAAUCGUCAUGAAAUCCUCGUUGCCGAGCCCGCACACAGGAACGGGGGAGUAAGCGGAUCGGCCAGAAGAUUCCGCACCUACGCGCACCACCUAUACAAGGCCUACAAGGCGAGGCGAUAUCCCAAAUCCGAGCGUUUCAUCUCGCCCUCUGCUCUGCCCCCCUCAUCAGUCAGCACACGUUCUCCCCAGGUUCAGUGUUGACUUGAGUUGAGGCCCGGCAGUUAGUUUGUCUCUGCAGCCAUGCCUCAAGUCCAGAACACCGGGCGAAACUGCACACUCCUAGCUGUUCUUUGUGGGGAGAUUGCCGAGAAGCGGCAGACGCCAGCUCCCCUGGCACCAGACACAAAGCGAGUGCGGAUGUCAUACCCCUUCCCGGAGCUCGCUUCGUCUGGGAGAUUGGAGGUGCACACACUAAUCAAUCCCACUUUGGAGCAAUUUAGAGAGGCACAGCAGGCGGUGCAUCCUGUCUUCUUGUAUCUUCAAGGGCAGCAGCAAGAGAAUGAGAAGGAGAUUGGGACACUUGUCUGGGGCGAUACCGAUUUAUCUGACCCGCAGAUGUUUGUUUCACUCAUCACCCCACCAUUUCCGACCAUGGUUUAUUUGGAGGUUCCCAUUGGCGAAAAGCUUGCGCAGUCACUUCAUUCAAAGGGGAUACCAUAUGUGGUAUAUUGGAGGAAUUCAUUUUCGUCUUAUACAGCAUCUCAUUUUCGUCAUGCGUUAAUGUCAGUCAUUGAGAGUUCCUGCAGCCAUACAUGGGAUGCAUUUCAACUUGCACAUGCCUCCUUUCGACUAUACUGUGUAAGAAAUAAUUAUGUGCAAAGUGUUAAGCUUGGCCCCUGCCUACUAGGGGAUGCCCCAAAAAUAAAUGUCAUCCCUGCUGGGAAUGAAGUGAACAAGGAAGAAGGCUGCUCUGAAGGUUUUCCACCUAUAAGAAUCUAUGAUGAAGAUGUGAACAUGAAAUUUCUUGUCUGUGGAGCACCAUGCACCCUGGAUGCAUGUUUGUUGGGCGCACUAGAAGAUGGUUUGACUGCGCUGUUGAAUAUUGAGAUUCGUGCGAGUAAACUUCAGAGCCGAUCCAGUGCUCCUCCACCUCUUCAAGCUGAAAAUCUUCCACAUGGAGUUGUUACAAUGCGCUGCGAUAUCUCAACUUGCAGUUCUGCACACGUGUCAUUUCUUGUUUCUGCCAGUGCCCAAACUUGUUUUGAUGAUAAGCUUCUAGAGAGCCGUAUCAAGAAUGAAAUUAUUGAGAAGAGGCAGUUAGUUCGUGCUCUAUCGAAUACUGAGGAUAACAAGCCAUCAUAUGAACCUUUGCCUUCCAUGUGUGUGGCUUGUGGAGCUUCUACUUUUGAAGUCUGGAUAACCCUGCCUAAAUGGGCAGCACAGGUCUUGAAACAGCUUGCGCCAGAAAUCUGUUACAGAAGCUUGGUUGCACUUGGAAUUGCUUGGGUAAAUGGUACACCAGUGUCCUCAUUUGAUAGGCAGGAUGCUGAUCGGCUGCUUUUCUUUUGCUCUAACCAGUGCAAAGAUAAAGCUAUUCAAAAUGUCUCAUAUGCCCAUCUAUCAAGCUGGUCAGCAUCCCUUACUAAGGAUAGAACUACUGGAAGCAUCGAGUCAAAACAGAUGUCAUUUGGUGCCAAAGGAGUUGGAGGGGAUAAUAAGAUGUCCCUAUCAUCAUUGAAACCAAGGUUAAAGCCUGCAACAAUGAGACCCAUUCCCCACUCUCGCAAGCAACAAAUGCAUCCCUUUAUGGGGUUUGCUCAGUCCAUCCAUGAUGCUAGUCCAGUUAAGCCUAGCUUACCAGCCCCUCCUGUAAAGGACAAUACAGUACCUGUUAUCAAAGUGACUCAAAGAAAAUCAUCAUCCGGGUCACCAUCAUCCUCAUCACGUGUUCAGCCAUCAAUCCCAUUGAAUCCUCUGCCAAUGAAGAAGCAUGAGUGCAAUCGGUUGCCUAUCAACAUUUGCUCUGAAGAAGACUUCUUGAAAGAUGUCAUGCAGUUCCUACUUCAAAGGGGCCAUGACCGACUUGUACCUCAGGGAGGACCGGCAGAAUUUCCUGAUGCAGUGUUAAAUUCAAAGCGUCUUGAUUUAUAUAAUUUAUACAAAGAGGUGGUAUACCGAGGUGGCUUUCAUGUAGGCAAUGGCAUAAAUUGGAAAGGUCAAGUCUUUUCAAAGAUGCGCAACCAUACAGUUACAAACAAAAUGACGGGUGUUGGGAACACCCUAAAAAGGCAUUAUGAGACAUACUUGCUGGAAUAUGAACUUGCACAUGACGAUAUUGAAGUGGAAUGUUGCUUGAUCUGCCACAGUAGUGAUCUGGGUGAUUGGGUGAACUGUGGAGUAUGUGGAGAAUGGGCCCACCUUGGCUGUGAUAGACGGCAAGGGCUAGGCAAUUUCAAGGACUACUCAAAGACAGGCGGGCUGGAAUACAUUUGUCCCCACUGUAGCCAUGCGAAGUCACCAUUGCCUGUACAAGUAGGCAAUGACUCAUAGAAUAUACAGCAUCUGCACCAUGAAAUAUGUCAAUUAGCUUAUGUUAUUUUUCACCUGUUACCCCCCAAUUCUUAGGGGUGAUGGUGUGGGUAGAGAAUAGUGGCUAUGGAUGUGCAGAUUGUAGUGUUGACCUGUAUUAUUGAAUAUGAUCCAGAAGUUUUAAAGUUGAUACACCGGCAACUCAUGUCCAAAUCUUGUUAUUUGAUUACUUGUAUGUGUUCCUGCAACAGUUGAAGGCCCCCCCUUUGGAAAUUGGAAUGCAGGAUUUCCUCCCUA
This is a messenger RNA of Sorghum bicolor (sorghum), 3053 nucleotides long. RefSeq names its product AT-rich interactive domain-containing protein 4. The transcript has 17 exons. The coding region runs from base 528 to 2777 and encodes 749 amino acids. The record is from RefSeq and is a predicted model, not a curated record. Lineage: Eukaryota; Viridiplantae; Streptophyta; Magnoliopsida; Poales; Poaceae. Gene Ontology annotation, molecular function: DNA binding.